CCGGGGAAGGAGUUCCUUGCAACUCCUUCUCUGUGCGCCCUGCUGCGCACGCUUUCUGAGCCUUGGGUAGCUCGGAGGGGGUGAUCUUGCGGGGUCUUCGCGGGACAUGAGCCCCCCACACCGUCCCCAUCGCCCGGCGAGCAAGGGGCCGGAUGGACCAGGCAUUUGCAGCCGCCCUUGACGCCUAUGAGCCGGCAGUGCCUGCGCGGCCUGCUUGUGUUUACACCAGCUGCUACUGUGAGGAAAAUGUGUGGAAGCUUUGCGAAUACGUCCGGAGCCAGAAUCAAUACCCAUUGGAAGAAUUUUAUGCUGUUUUCAUUUCCAAUGACAGAAGGAUGGUACCACUUUGGAAGCAGAAGUCGAGUUGUGGAAAUCAGCCAGUGAUUUGGGAUUAUCAUGUUAUUUUACUUCAUGUAUCAAACGCAAACCAGAACUUUAUUUACGAUCUUGACACGGCGCUGCCUUUCCCGUGCCCUUUUGAUACUUACGUUGAAGAGGCCUUUAAAUCAGACAAUAUUCUUGAUGCAGCAUUUCGAAGAAAAGUCCGAGUGGUUCGAGCGGAUUUGUAUCUGAAGACUUUUGCUUCCGACCGGUCCCACAUGAAGGAUGCCAGUGGGGAUUGGCUAAAGCCGCCUCCCCCGUACCCAUGCAUUGAAACUGCAGACUUCAAGAUGAACCUGGACGAUUUCAUCAGUAUGAGUCCAGAUGUUGGAUCAGGGUCCGUAUUGCCGCUUUCCGAAUUCGUACAUGGGUUUGGCAGCCAAAGCUGAAUGCAGUUCGCAGUGGACAGUGAAAUCAUUCCAGUUGAAGCACUGCUUUGAGGACAUUUGCCAGUCUAUUUAUUGAUCUUCGUUUGUUUGAAAUUGGGAUAUAAUUUGUUUCAUUUUUUUGGAAAUAAAAAGAAUAUGUUAAACUAAAAA
Molecule: messenger RNA, 920 nt
Organism: Sphaerodactylus townsendi
Lineage: Eukaryota; Metazoa; Chordata; Lepidosauria; Squamata; Sphaerodactylidae
Gene: NTAQ1
Product: N-terminal glutamine amidase 1
Exons: 6
Coding region: 153-770 (205 amino acids)
Cellular component (GO): cytosol; nucleus
Molecular function (GO): protein-N-terminal glutamine amidohydrolase activity; protein-N-terminal asparagine amidohydrolase activity
Source: RefSeq, a predicted model, not a curated record